This is a messenger RNA of Cyprinodon variegatus (sheepshead minnow), 15961 nucleotides long. RefSeq names its product ryanodine receptor 1-like. Lineage: Eukaryota; Metazoa; Chordata; Actinopteri; Cyprinodontiformes; Cyprinodontidae. Bases 150 to 15404 code for a protein of 5084 amino acids. Gene Ontology annotation, cellular component: sarcoplasmic reticulum membrane; smooth endoplasmic reticulum; sarcolemma. The transcript is spliced from 107 exons. Gene Ontology annotation, molecular function: ryanodine-sensitive calcium-release channel activity; protein binding. Gene Ontology annotation, biological process: intracellular calcium ion homeostasis; calcium ion transmembrane transport. The record is from RefSeq and is a predicted model, not a curated record.
GCCUGGGCGAAGCAUUGGCGGGUGAUCACGUUUAUUUUUGUCCUUCAGGAACCUGCCUUAUGUUUGGAGAACACAGCAGCACUUGAAAGUGGCGAAACCUUGUAGGUAACCUAUUUGUCUCGAGGUUCGUCUCUUAACACCUUGGGAGGAUGGCAGAAGGCGCUGAUGGAGAAGAGGAGAUCCAAUUCCUGCGAACCGAUGAUCAAGUGGUGCUGCAGUGUACUGCGUCCAUUCUCAAGGAACAGAUCAAAGUGUGUCUGUCAUGUGAAGGAUUUGGGAACAGGCUUUGUUUUCUGGAGACCACAUCAAACGCUCAGAAUGUGCCACCAGACCUCGCAAUUUGUUGCUUCAUUUUGGAGCAGUCUCUGUCUGUGCGAGCAUUGCAGGAGAUGCUCUCUAACUCCUCUGUGGAUGAGGAGGUCGAUUUGGACAAAUGGUCAUCUCAAGGUGGAGGUAGUCGAACCCUGCUGUAUGGACAUGCCAUCCUCCUGAAACACACUCAUUCCAACAUGUACUUGAGCUGUCUGACUACAUCUCGAUCACUGACUGACAAGUUGGCCUUUGAUGUGGGCUUGCAGGAAGACUCGACAGGAGAGGCCUGCUGGUGGACCAUACACCCGGCCUCAAAGCAAAGAUCUGAGGGUGAAAAGGUCAGGGUGGGAGAUGACCUCAUCCUUGUUAGUGUUUCUUCAGAGAGAUAUCUGCACCUCUCCUAUGCAAGCGGUGACCUAAUGGUUGAUGCAUCCUUCAUGCAAACACUCUGGACCAUGACCCCUGUCAUGUCUGGCUGUGAGCUUGCUGAAGGUUUUCUUAUCGGAGGGUAUGUGCUCAGGCUCUUCCACGGUCACAUGGACGAGUGCUUGGCCAUUCCAGGGGCAGACCAGGGGGACGACCAACGCAGAGUUGCCCAUUACGAAGGUGGUGCUGUAUGCAGCCACGCUCGCUCCUUAUGGAGACUCGAGCCUCUGCGGAUCGCGUGGAGUGGAGGUCACAUCAAAUGGGGUCAGUCUUUCCGGAUACGCCACAUAACAACAGGACGAUACUUGUUACUUGAUGAGGACAAGGGACUUCUGUUGGUAGACCCAGAAAAAGCCAAUUCCAAGAUGUCAGCUUUCUGCUUCAGAAUUUCUAAGGAAAAAAUUGAAGUGGCCCAGAAGCGGGAUGUGGAAGGCAUGGGAACACCGGAGAUUAAGUAUGGGGAAUCCAUGUGCUUUGUGCAGCAUGUUUCAUCUGGACUUUGGCUUACAUAUGCUGCUGUGGAUGCCAAAUCUGCUCGUCUUGGACCUCUGAAAAGAAAGGCCAUACUCCACAAAGAAGGUCACAUGGAUGAUGCACUCACAGUUGCUCGAUCGCAAACUGAAGAGUCUCAAGCUGCCAGAAUGAUUUACAGCACAGCAGGCCUCUUCAACCAGUUCAUCAAGGGUUUGGAUGCUUUGAGUGGAAAAAACAAAUCUGCUAAUCCGCCAUCACUGCCAAUGGACGCAGUGGUUCUCUCUCUUCAGGAUCUCAUCUUUUACUUCAGACCACCUGAAGAGGAACUAGAGCAUGAGGACAAACAGUUCAAGCUUCGCUCCCUGAAGAACAGACAGAACCUGUUCCAGGAGGAGGGAAUGAUUAACCUCGUUCUGGACUGCAUUGAUCGGCUCAAUGUCUACAACACUGCAGCCCACUUUUCAGAGUAUGCUGGCGAGGAAGCUGCAGAAUCAUGGAAGGAGAUAGUAAAUUUACUUUAUGAACUGCUGGCUUCUUUGAUCCGAGGAAACCGAACAAACUGUGCUCUUUUCUGUGACAACCUGGACUGGCUGGUCAGUAAGCUGGAUCGUUUGGAAGCAUCCUCAGGAAUUCUGGAGGUGUUGUACUGUGUUUUGAUUGAGAGUCCAGAGGUGUUGAACAUUAUUAAGGAGAAUCAUAUCAAAUCAAUUAUCUCUCUACUGGAUAAGCACGGGCGCAACCACAAGGUUUUGGAUGUGCUUUGCUCUCUGUGUGUCUGCAACGGUGUAGCUGUGAGAUCAAACCAGAACCUUAUCACAGAGAACCUACUUCCAGGUCGCGACCUUCUUCUUCAAACCAACAUUAUUAACUAUGUCACCAGCAUGAGACCCAACAUAUUCCUUGGAACUUGUGAAGGAUCUACUCAGUAUAAGAAGUGGUACUUUGAGGUGAUGGUGGAUCAUGUAGAGCCGUUCAUCACCGCCCAGCCGUAUCACCUGCGAGUGGGUUGGGCUCUGACCGAGGGCUACAGCCCUUACCCCGGUGGUGGAGAAGGCUGGGGGGGUAAUGGAGUUGGUGAUGACCUGUAUUCCUAUGGCUUUGAUGGCCUUCACCUUUGGUCAGGGCGUGUACCACGGCAUGUUGCUUCUCCCAACCAACACAGUCUGGCAGCAGAGGACGUGGUCAGCUGCUGUCUGGAUCUAAGUGUGCCAAGCAUCUCCUUUCGUAUCAACGGGCAUCCUGUUCAGGGAAUGUUUGAAAAUUUCAACCUGGACGGUCUAUUCUUUCCAGUCGUCAGCUUCUCUGCAGGCAUAAAGUUACGGUUUCUUCUCGGGGGGCGUCAUGGGGAUUUCAAGUUUCUGCCCCCUCCAGGCUACGCUCCCUGCUAUGAGGCAGUGCUGCCCAGGGACCGUUUGCGGAUUGAGCCCAUCAAGGAAUAUAAACAUGAUUUUGAUGAUGUUCGUAACCUGCUUGGUCCGACCCAGUCCCUGUCUCACACAGCGUUCACUCCCUAUCCUGUGGACACAAUUCAGAUUGUACUUCCUCCUCAUUUGGAGCGGGUCCGGGAGAAACUUGCAGAAAACAGUCAUGAACUAUGGGCUGUUACUCGCAUAGAACAAGGGUGGACAUAUGGACUAUUUCGUGACGACAACAAGAAGAUGCACCCCUGCCUGGUAGAUUUCCAGAGCUUGCCUGAGCCGGAGAAGAACUACAAUUUAGCAAUGUCAGGAGAGACGCUAAAGACUCUGCUUGCUCUGGGCUGUCAUGUGGGAAUGGGAGAUGAAAAAGCAGAAGAAAAUCUGAAAAGGAUCAAGCUCCCCAAAACCUACAUGCAGAGUAACGGAUACAAACCCGCUCCCUUGGAUCUGAAUCACGUCAAACUCACUCCAAAUCAAAACACGCUGGUAGAGAGAUUGGCAGAAAAUGGACACAACGUGUGGGCGAGAGACCGGGUUCGACAGGGCUGGACGUACAGUAUUGUGCAGGACAUAUUGAACAAACGUAAUCCUCGCCUGGUUCCCUACAACCUGCUGGAUGAAAAGACAAAAAAGACCAACAGAGAUACAGUUUGUGCAGCAGUUCGUACACUGAUCGGUUAUGGCUACAACAUAGAACCACCUGAUCAGGAGAGCAGUGGGAAUGGACCAGGCAGCUCCCGUGGAGAUAAAAUCAGAGUGUUCAGAGCAGAGAAAUCUUACGCCGUCACGCAGGGCAAAUGGUACUUUGAGUUUGAGGCUGUGACUGUGGGAGAAAUGAGAGUGGGCUGGGCUAGGCCCAGUGUUCGCGCUGAUACUGAACUUGGAGCUGACGAGCUGGCCUAUGUCUUCAACGGCUUUAAGGCCCAACGCUGGCAUGUGGGAAAUGAGCCAUUUGGUCGCCAGUGGCAGUCUGGCGAUGUGGUUGGAUGUAUGAUUGACCUCACAGAAAUGAACAUCAUGUUUACGCUCAACGGAGAAAUGCUGAUCAGCGACUCAGGCUCAGAAAUGGCUUUUAAAGAUAUAGAGAUUGGGGAGGGUUUCAUACCUGUGUGCAGUCUGGGUCUCUCACAGGUGGGUAGAAUCAAUCUGGGUCAGAAUGUCAGUAGUCUUCGUUACUUUACCAUCUGCGGCCUGCAGGAGGGCUUUGAACCAUUUGCUAUAAACAUGAAACGAGAUAUCACCAUGUGGUUCAGUAAAAGCCUUCCACAGUUUAUCACUGUGCCCACAGAUCAUCCACAUAUUGAGAUCUCCCGUGUUGACGGGACAGUGGACACUCCUCCUUGUCUCAAGCUGACCCACAAGACAUUUGGGUCCCAGAAUGCCAACACAGACCUGCUGUUCUUCAGAGUCAGCAUACCAAUUGAAUUUCACGAGACUUUCAAAGUCCCUGCAGGGACGACGCUCCUAACUAAAGCUCUGACGAUUCCCGAAGACCAGGUUUUAGAAGUCGACCCAAACUCUGACUUUGAAAUACUUAAGAAAUCAGCCACUCGCAAAGAACAGGAAGAUGACAAGAAGGAACCCUCUGUGGCAAAAGAAACUUCAGCCAAUAAAAAUGGAGAGAAUGAGAAGGAUGCGUCCACAGAGAAAAGCAAGAAGAAAGGGUUCCUUUUUAAGGCAAAGAAGGCUGCAUUAAUAACUCCACCUCCUGUCGUUCCCACUCAGCCACGCUUAGUAGAAGACGUCGUACCAGAUGACAGGGAUGACAUGGAUAUAAUUCUCAACACCACUACUUAUUACUAUUCGGUGCGGAUAUUUGCAGGACAGGAACCAGGAGGCGUGUGGGUCGGCUGGGUCACGCCAGACUAUCACCAGUAUGAUCUUCACUUUGACCUCAACAAAGUGAGAAACGUGACAGUCACUGUUGGGGAUGAUAGAGGCAACAUUCAUGACAGUAUUAAACGGAGCAACUGCUACAUGGUGUGGGGAGGAGAAUUCGGCAAUUCCCAGCAAACCCGCGUCAGUCAGGAGGACUUCGUGAUUGGCUGUCUCGUUGAUUUGGACACAGGGCUCAUGACUUUUACCGCUAAUGGAAAAGAGAUAAACACCUUUUACCAGGUUGAGCCCAACACAAAGCUUUUCCCAGCCGUCUUUGUUCAGCCUUCCAACCAGAAUGUGAUUCAGUUUGAACUCGGGAAGCUCAAGAACAUCAUGCCCUUGUCAGCAGCCAUGUUUCGCAGUGAACGUAAAAACCCAGUUCCACAGUGCCCUCCGAGAUUGGAUGUCCAGAUGCUAACCCCGGUGAUCUGGAGUCGUAUGCCUAAUAACUUCUUGGCUCCAGAGACAGGCCGUGUCAGCGAAAGACUCGGUUGGAUGGUGCAAUGUAUGGAGCCGCUCACAAUGAUGGCACUUCACAUCCCAGAGGAGAACAGGUGUAUAGACAUACUGGAACUAUCUGAACGAAUGGACCUACUGAAGUUCCACUACCACACCUUAAAACUGUAUGGUUCGGUGUGUGCCUUGGGUAACAACAGGGUGGCACAUGCGCUAUGCAGCCAUGUAGACGAAUCUCAGCUCUUCUACGCCAUAGAGAGUACCUACCUGCCAGGACCGAUGAGGAGCGGCUUCUAUGACCUGCUUAUUAGCAUGCAUCUAGAGUCUGCUAAACGCAACCGCCUUGGAACAAACAAGGAAUUCAUAGUUCCAAUGACAGACAACACACGCAGCAUCACUCUUUACUCAGUGAAGUCUCAGUUACCAGGCGUCGGCCUCACAACAUGUCUACGUCCGAAACUCCAUUUCUCCGCCGUUGGAUUUGUGGGGACAGACCCAGAUAUCUACACAUUAAGUCCAACCAUCCCCUUACAAGUGUUAAAGACCAAAGCUCUGAACAUGCUUAUCGAAGCUGUCCAGGAUGGAAUUCAAGCCAUGAGAGAUCCAGUGGGAGGCAGUGUUGAGUUUCAUUUUGUUCCAAUCUUGAAACUCAUCAGCACACUUCUAAUAAUGGGUGUAUUUGACGAUGAAGAUGUCACACACAUCCUCAAAAUGAUUGAGCCAACAGUCUUUUAUACUGAAAAACCAGAGGAGCUUGCGGAGGAGCCGCCAAAUGCAAACGCUGAAGAGGAAUUGCCAAAGGUAGCCGUGGUCAAAGAGGAGGAGCAGGACGCUGUGGCAGAAGACGAAGAGGAGUUUGAAGAUUAUGGUUAUGACGAUGAAGAAGAAAUAGGUGAGGAGGAGGAAUUAGAGGAGACCGAUUUAGAUGUCCCACAAGGAGAAGCGGUGGAGGAAAUAGAUUUAGUGAAUGGUGAGAAAGGAGCCGAGGAAACAGAGAAAGAAACUAAACCUGUAGAGAGUUGUGGGGAGGCUAAAGAAGAGCAUUUAGAACAAGGACUUUUUCAGAUGAAGCUACCAGAGUCCGUUAAACUUCAGAUGUGCACCCUGUUGCAGUAUUUUUGUGACUGCGAGCUACGUCAUAGAGUGGAGGCCAUUGCUGCCUUCUCAGACAAGUUUGUCAACCAGAUACAGACCAAUCAGAGGCAGCGCUAUAAUGAGCUCAUGAUGGCCUUCACCAUGACGGCUGCAGAGACUGCACGAAAGACUCGUGAAUUUCGCUCCCCGCCGCAAGAACAGGUCAACAUGCUCAUGAACUUUAAAAACUGCCCUGACGACGAAGAGUGUCCUGUUCCUGAUGAGGUCCGUGAAUCCUUGCUGGCUUUUCAUAAUUCUCUGCUGGCACACUGUGGUGUUCAUAUUGAAGAGGAAGAACAGGAGGAGGAGGUGGAUAAUUCUCUACGUGGACGACUGCUUCGUUUGGUGGAGAGGGUGAAAAAGUUUCGAGAAAAAAAAGUAGAGGUUGAGGUUGAGCCUCAGGAAGACAAAAAACCAAGCACGUUACAGGAACUCAUUUCCCACACCAUGAUCCACUGGGCCCAAGAAUCAUUCAUUCAAAACCCUGAGUUAGUGCGCAUGAUGUUCAGCCUCCUUCACAGACAGUAUGACAGACUUGGUGAACUUAUGCGAGCGCUUCCAAAGGCUUAUACCAUCAAUCAGGUAUCGAUACAGGACACCAUGGAUCUGCUGGAGUGCCUGGGUCAGAUCCGCUCACUGCUUAUUGUACAGAUGGGUCCAGAAGAGGAGAGGCUUAUAAUUCAAAGCAUUGGGAACAUCAUGAGUAACAGAGUUUUCUAUCAGCACCCCAACUUGAUGCGAGCUUUAGGCAUGCAUGAGACUGUCAUGGAGGUUAUGGUUAAUGUGCUGGGUGGUGGUGACUCAAAGGAAAUUCGAUUUCCCCGAGUGGUCACAAACUGUUGCCGAUUCCUCUGCUAUUUCUGUCGUAUCAGUCGCCAAAACCAGCGAUCCAUGUUUGAUCAUCUCAGCUACCUCCUGCAGAAUAGUGGCAUUGGCCUUGGAAUGCGUGGCUCUACCCCCUUGGAUGUGGCUGCAGCAUCAUGCAUCGACAAUAACGAGCUAGCACUGGCUCUCCAGGAGCAGGAUUUAGAAAUGGUGGUGAAAUACUUAGCUGGGUGUGGGCUUCAGAGUUGCCCCAUGCUUCUGGCUAAAGGAUACCCAGACAUAGGUUGGAAUCCCUGCGGUGGAGAGAAAUACCUUGACUUUCUUCGUUUUGCUGUUUUUGUCAACGGAGAAAGUGUGGAAGAGAAUGCCAAUGUUGUAGUGCGUCUUCUCAUUCGAAGACCCGAGUGCUUCGGUCCAGCUUUGAGAGGAGAGGGUGGUAAUGGCUUACUGGCUGCUGUAGAGGAAGCCAUUAAAAUAUCAGAGGACCCUGCAAGAGAUGGUCCCAGCAUUAAGAAAGACAGACGUUUUCCCAUGUUUGGAGGAGAAGAGCAGCAGGAGGAGAACAGGGUGCACCUGGGAAACGCCAUUAUGUCCUUCUACUCUGCUCUCAUUGACCUCCUUGGGCGUUGUGCUCCGGAGAUGCAUUUGAUCCAAGCUGGAAAGGGUGAAGCUCUAAGGAUCAGGGCGAUUCUUAGGUCUCUGGUUCCUAUCGAGGAUCUUGUGGGAGUCAUUAGCCUUCCUGUUCAGAUUCCUGCUUUGGGAAAAGACAACACCAUCAUAGAGCCAAAGAUGUCUGCUAGUUUUGUGCCAGACCACAAGGCCCCCAUGGUUCUGUUCCUGGAUAGAGUUUAUGGUAUUGACAACCAGGAUUUCCUGCUCCAUGUGCUGGAGGUGGGCUUCUUGCCUGACAUGAGGGCUGCUGCCUCUCUGGACACAGCUGCUUUCAGCACGACAGAGAUGGCUCUCGCUUUAAACCGCUAUCUGUGUACUGCUGUGCUGCCGCUCAUCACCAAAUGUGCCCCGCUGUUUGCUGGCAGCGACCAUCGUGCCAUAAUGAUAGACUCCAUGCUGCACACGAUCUACAGACUGUCUCGAGGUCGAGCCUUCACAAAGGCACAGAGAGAUAUUAUAGAAGAAUGCCUCAUGGCUUUGUGCAAAAAUCUGCGUCCAGCCAUGCUUCAGCACCUGCUGAGACGACUGGUGUUUGACGUACCCAUUCUAAAUGAGUAUGCCAAAAGGCCGCUGAAGCUGCUGACCAGUCACUAUGAGCGCUGUUGGAAAUAUUACUGCCUCCCAAAUGGUUGGGCCAACUUUGGAGUUGCUUCAGAGGAAGAGUUGCAUUUGACUCGCAAACUUUUCUGGGGGAUCUUUGAAUCCCUGGCACACAAGAAAUUUGAUGCUGAAAUUUUCAAGAUCUCAAUGCCCUGCCUCUGCGCCAUCGCUGGAGCUAUUCCUCCAGAUUAUGUGGAUGCCAGCUAUUCCUCUAAAACUGAGAAAAAGGCAUCAGUGGAUGCAGAAGGAAACUUUGAUCCUAAACCAGUUGAGACCACAAACACCAUUAUCCCUGAGAGACUGGAUACAUUUAUCAACAAAUAUGCUGAGUACACCCACGAUAAAUGGGCUUUUGAAAAGAUUCAAAAUAACUGGUCAUACGGUGAGGUUCUGGAUGAGAAUGCAAAAACCCAUCCCAUGCUCAGACCAUACAAAACCUUCUCAGAAAAGGACAAAGAGAUCUACCGCUGGCCGAUUAAAGAAUCUAUUAAAGCCAUGAUAGCAUGGGAAUGGAACAUUGAGAAAGCAAGAGAGGAAGAGGAGUCAGAAAAGAAGAAGGCAGCUUCAAGAAAGAUUUCCCAGACUGCUCAGGCAACGUAUGACCCGAGCCAUGGCUAUAGUCCUCAACCUAUUGACAUUUCACACAUGGCACUUUCUAGAGAUCUGCAGUCAAUGGCAGAGCAGCUGGCCGAGAAUUAUCAUAAUACUUGGGGACGCAAGAAAAAGUUGGAGCUUCAAGCAAAAGGAGGAGGGACACAUCCUCUGCUGGUGCCCUACGACACCCUAACAGCAAAAGAGAAGGCCAGAGACAGAGAGAAGGCUUACGAGUUGCUCAAGUUCCUACAGCUCAAUGGAUAUGCUGUCACAAGGGGCCUGAAAGACAUGGAGUCUGAGAUAUCGUCAAUUGAAAAGAGGUUUGCUUAUGGCUUCCUGCAGAAGCUGUUGAAAUGGAUGGAAAUAGCCCAGGAGUUCAUAGCUCACCUCGAGGCUGUGGUGAGCAGUGGACGAGUGGAAAAGUCUCCUCAUGAGCAAGAAAUCAAAUUCUUUGCUAAGAUCUUGAUGCCUUUAAUCAAUCAGUACUUCAAAAAUCACUGCCUCUACUUCCUAUCAACACCUGCAAAAGUCCUCGGUAGCGGCGGCCAUUCUUCCAAUAAGGAGAAGGAGAUGAUUGCAAGUAUCUUCUGUAAAAUGGCUGCUUUGGUGAGGCACAGAGUUUCUCUCUUUGGAACGGAUGCUUCUGCAAUAGUAAACUGUCUUCACAUCCUGGCUCGUUCUUUGGACGCAAGGACUGUGAUGAAAUCAGGGCCUGAGAUUGUGAAAGCAGGCUUGCGGUCAUUCUUUGAGAGUGCUGCUGAUGAUGUGGAGAAGAUGGUUGAGAACCUCAAACUGGGCAAAGUAUCCAAAGGCAACCAACAAGUGAAAGGUGUUUCGCAGAAUAUCAACUACACGACUAUUGCCCUGCUGCCGGUGCUUACCUCUCUUUUUGAUCACAUCGCCCAGCAUCAGUUUGGAGAUGAUGUCAUUUUGGAUGAUCUGCAGAUUUCCUGUUAUCGCAUCAUGUGUAGCAUCUACUCAGUUGGGACCGUCAAGAACCCACAUGUUGAGAGGCAGAGACCAGCACUUGGGGAGUGUCUAGCUCAUCUUGCGGCAGCAAUGCCAGUGGCCUACUUAGAGCCUCAUCUAAAUGAAUUUAACGCAUUCUCUGUGUACACCACAAAGACGCCAAGGGAGAGAGCCAUCCUCGGUCUUCCUAAUGCGGUCCAAGAGUUAUGUCCUGACAUUCCACCGCUGGACCUUCUGCUAAAGGAGAUUGGAGACUUGGCAGAAUCAGGGGCCCGCUACACUGAAAUGCCUCAUGUCAUUGAAAUCACUUUACCCAUGCUGUGCAACUACCUGCCUCGGUGGUGGGAAAGGGGACCCGAAAACUUCCCUGAGAUGCAGGAUCAACUCUGCACCGAGGUUACAUCAGAACAUCUGAAUCAGCUUCUAGGCAGCAUCAUGAAAAUUGUAGUCAACAAUCUGGGUAUUGAUGAAGCCUCAUGGAUGAAGAGGUUGGCUGUGUUUUCCCAGCCCAUUGUAAGCAGGGCAAAGCCAGAAAUGCUUAAAUCCCACUUCAUUCCAACAAUGGAGAAGCUGAAGAAACGCACGUCAAAGGUGGUGGCUGAGGAGGACCAUUUACGGAUGGAGGGGAAAUCAGAGGGGGAUGAGGAAGAUGGGACCAUACGGGAUGAGUUUGCUGUGCUCUGCAGAGACUUGUAUGCUCUCUAUCCUCUACUUAUUCGCUAUGUGGACAACAACAGAGCGAGGUGGUUGACCUGCCCAGACCCAGAUGCUGAAGAACUCUUUCGAAUGGUUGGAGAAGUCUUUAUUUUCUGGUCCAAAUCACACAACUUCAAACGAGAAGAACAGAACUUUGUGGUGAUGAAUGAGAUCAAUAACAUGUCAUUCCUCACUGCUGACAGCAAGAGCAAAAUGAGCAAGGGCGGUGACACAGAGGGUGGAGGCUCAGACACCGAGCGCACCAAGAAGAAGAAACGGGGAGAUCGUUACUCUGUUCAAACAUCCCUUAUUGUUGCUGCCUUAAAGAAGAUGCUCCCCAUAGGCCUGAACAUGUGCUCUCCUGCUGAUCAGGAGCUCAUCAACUUAGCCAAAAUCCGCUACUCUUUAAGGGACACAGAUGAAGAAGUAAGAGAGUUUCUGCAGAACAACCUCCAUCUUCAGGGAAAGGUGGACAACCCCUCCAUGCGCUGGCAGAUGGCCCUGUACAAAGAGAUGGCAGGAAAGGCUGAAGAUGCUGACGCUCCAGUGAAAGUUGUGAAGAGAGUACAGGAGGUGUCCGCUGUCCUUUAUCACCUGGAAGUGACGGAGCAUCCUUUUAAGUCCAAGAAGAUGGUGUGGCACAAACUGUUGUCUAAGCAGAGACGCAGAGCCGUGGUGGCCUGCUUCAGAAUGACACCGCUCUACAACAUUGCAAGGCACAGAGCUUCAAACAUGUUUCUUGAGGGAUACAAACGCAACUGGAUUUACACGGAGGGUUUCUCAUUUGAGGACAGGAUGAUAGAUGAUUUAUCUAAAGCAAUGGAGCAGGAGGAGGUAGAGGAGGAAGAAGAGAAGAAAGAAACAAAACCGGAUCCCCUCCACCAACUUAUUCUCCACUUUAGUCGAACAGCCCUGACAGAAAAGAGUAAACUUGAUACAGAUCAUCUCUACAUGGCGUAUGCGGACAUUAUGGCAAAAAGUUGCCAUAUUGGUGAGGAAGAAGAAGGUGGAGACGAAAUGAUGGAACAAUCUGAAGAUGAGAUGCCCUUUGAGGUGCGACAGUCAGAACUGGAAAAAGAAAUGGAGAAGCAAAGACUUCUCUACCAACAGUCCAGACUUCAUAACCGUGGAGCUGCAGAAAUGGUCCUUCAAAUGAUAAGCGCCUGCAAAGGUGAAACUGGCCCAAUGGUUUCAACAACCCUCAAACUGGGGAUUUCUAUACUGAAUGGGGGAAACACCGAAGUUCAGCGGAAAAUGUUGGAGUAUCUAAAAGACAAAAAGGACGUGGGCUUCUUUCUGAGUGUCCAAGCUCUAAUGCAGACGUGCUGCGUUCUGGAUUUAAAUGCCUUUGAGAGGCAAAACAAGGCAGAGGGGCUUGGCAUGGUAUCAGAGGAAGGAACAAACAUGAACCUAGAUCGGGAUGAGAAAGUGAUGGCCGAUGAUGAGUUCACCUGUGACCUUUUCCGCUUCCUGCAGCUGCUCUGUGAGGGACACAAUAACGAUUUUCAAAACUACCUGCGGACGCAGACAGGAAGCACAACUAGCAUCAACAUCAUCAUCUGCACUGUGGAUUACCUUCUUAGACUCCAGGAAUCUAUCAGUGAUUUCUACUGGUAUUACUCUGGGAAGGAUAUCAUCGAUGAUCCAGGCAAAAAGAAUUUCUCCAAAGCUAUGACAGUGGCAAAACAGAUAUUUAAUAGUUUAACAGAAUAUAUUCAGGGUCCAUGUACAGGUAACCAGCAGUCUCUAGCUCACAGCAGACUGUGGGAUGCUAUCGUUGGAUUCCUUCAUGUGUUUGCCCACAUGAUGAUGAAACUCGCACAGGAUUCUAGCCAGAUUGCUCUACUAAAGGAGCUUCUCGACCUCCAGAAAGACAUGGUUGUUAUGCUGCUCUCACUACUGGAGGGGAACAUAGUUAACGGCAUGAUUGCCCGUCAGAUGGUGGACAUGCUGGUGGAGUCCUCUAGCAACGUCGAGAUGAUUCUCAAGUUUUUUGACAUGUUUCUCAAACUGAAAGACAUUGUUGCCUCGGACGCUUUUCGUGAUUACCUAACUGACCCCAGAGGACUGAUCUCUAAGAAGGACUUCCAGAAGGCUAUGGACAGUCAGAAACAGUAUUCCCCCUCUGAGAUCCAGUUUCUUUUGUCUUGCUCCGAAGCAGAUGAGAACGACAUGAUCAAUUAUGAGGAGUUUGCCAAUCGCUUCCAGGAACCAGCUAAGGACAUUGGGUUCAACAUAGCAGUGCUGCUUACCAACCUUUCCGAGCAUGUACCCCACGACUCCCGACUGCAGAACUUCCUAGAGCAAGCAGAGAGUGUACUCAACUACUUCCGUCCAUUCCUUGGACGUAUUGAGAUAAUGGGCGCCAGCAGAAAGAUUGAGCGCAUCUAUUUUGAAAUCAGUGAAGUCAACCGCAAACAGUGGGAAAUGCCACAAGUGAGAGAGUCCAAACGACAGUUUAUAUUUGAUGUUGUCAACGAGGGCGGUGAAUCCGAGAAGAUGGAGAUGUUCGUCAAUUUCUGUGAAGAUACUAUCUUUGAGAUGAACAUCGCUUCGCAGAUAUCAGAGCAGGAAGAAGAGGAGAAGGGGGAAGAGGAUGAUGAAGGAGAUGAGGGAGGGGGCGAGGGAGUAGUGGGCGGAGCUACAGGUGGAACAGGGGAGGAAGAUAGUAACGGUGACGAAGGGCAGCCUGAAUCAACCUCAGCCUUUACAGACUUCCUCCACAGCUUAUCAAACUUACUCACCAUCUUCACCUUCCGUAAUCUCCGCAGACAGUAUCGCAGAGUCAGAAAGAUGACCUUGAAGGAGAUCGUGGUGGCUUUGUCCAAGUUCUUUUGGGCAAUUCUAAUGAGCAUAUUGCACUUUAUUUACAAUGUGUGCAAAGGCUUCUUCAUGAUCAUCUGGCAAGCGCUGUUUGGAGGGGGCUUGGUGGAGGGAGCUAAAAACAUCACAGUCACAGAGAUCCUAGCAAGUAUGCCAGAUCCCACACAAGAUGAUGUGCAUGGAGAUGGACCAGGAGAGAUGGGGACAGGUGAGGAACAAGAUACUGGAGGGAUAACAGAUACUGGUGAGUCUGGGAGUGGGGAAGAAGAAGAAGAAGAUACUCAGGAAAAUGAAGGAGGGAGGAUUCCAGGUAUGGAUGCUCCAGGUGGACUUGGUGAUAUGGGAGUUGAGGAACCAGUUGAGCCUCCGACUCCUGAAGGCUCUCCUAUUACAAAGAGAAAAACGCAACCAGAAGAGUCUGAUGCAAGCCAAAAACCUCCUGAGCCUGCUCCUGUGGAAGAAGCCCCUCCAGAGCCGGAGAAGUCAGAUGUCGAAACCGGGGAAAAAACUGAGAAAGAAGGCAAGAGCAAAGAAGAAGAAAAGCCACAAGAACCAAAGAAAUCUGCAGCUAAAAAAGAGAAGAAGUUGAAGAAGCAAGGCUUUCAAAUCUGGACUGAGCUGGAAACUCAGAGAAAUAAAUUCAUGAACUACCUCUCCAGGAACUUUUAUAAUCUCCGGUUUUUGGCCUUAUUCCUCGCAUUUGCCCUGAACUUCAUUCUUCUCUUCUACAAGGUCUCUGAUACUCCACCGGAGGGGGAGGAGAUAGAGGGAUCUGGACUGGCAGAGGGAAGCGGGAUGUUCGAGGGUUCAGGCUUGUUUGAGGGCUCUGGGGAUGAAGCUGAAGGAUCCGGAGCAGAUGGAGGAGGGGAAGAAGAUGAAGAAGACGUCCUACUUUAUUUCUAUUUAGAGGAGAGCACAGGAUACAUGCAGCCGACAUUAGCAUUCCUGGCCAUCCUGCAUACAGUCAUCUCAUUUAUUUGUAUCAUUGGGUACAACUGUCUGAAGAUCCCCCUGGUGAUCUUUAAAAGGGAAAAGGAACUAGCAAGAAAGCUGGAAUUUGACGGCCUCUACAUCACUGAGCAGCCAGAAGAUGAUGACAUAAAGGGCCAGUGGGAUCGUCUCGUCCUAAAUACACCCUCUUUCCCAAACAACUACUGGGAUAAAUUUGUGAAAAGAAAAGUCCUGGAUAAGUAUGGAGACAUUUAUGGAAGAGAAAGAAUAGCUGAACUGCUGGGUGUUGAUUUGGCUUCCCUGGAUGUCAGUCAGCAACAUGAGAAGAAACAAGAGGAACCAGACACAUCUGUUUUUGCAUGGGCAACCUCCAUUGACAUCAAGUACCAGAUCUGGAAAUUUGGAGUUGUGUUCACAGACGGUACCUUCCUUUAUCUCUGUUGGUACCUGGUGAUGUCCUUGCUUGGUCACUACAACAACUUCUUCUUUGCUUGCCAUUUGCUGGACAUUGCAAUGGGUGUGAAGACACUGCGCACCAUCCUGUCUUCAGUCACACACAAUGGCAAACAGCUCAUGAUGACAGUGGGCCUGCUGGCUGUGGUGGUGUACCUUUACACAGUGGUUGCUUUCAAUUUCUUCCGCAAGUUCUACAACAAGAGCGAGGAUGAAGACGAGCCUGACAUGAAAUGCGAUGACAUGAUGACUUGUUACCUGUUCCACAUGUAUGUUGGUGUGCGUGCUGGUGGAGGCAUCGGAGAUGAGAUAGAGGAUCCUGCAGGAGAUGAAUACGAGCUUUAUCGAGUAGUCUUUGAUAUAACCUUCUUCUUCUUCGUCAUUGUUAUUCUGCUUGCUAUUAUUCAGGGUCUCAUUAUUGAUGCCUUUGGAGAACUCCGAGACCAACAGGAGCAGGUUAAGGAGGACAUGGAGACAAAAUGCUUCAUAUGUGGCAUUGGAAGUGACUACUUUGAUACGACACCACACGGCUUUGAGACCCAUACCUUUGACGAACAUAACUUAGCCAACUAUAUGUUCUUCUUGAUGUAUCUCAUCAACAAAGAUGAGACGGAGCACACUGGGCAGGAGUCAUACGUGUGGAAGAUGUACCAGGAGCGAUGUUGGGAUUUCUUUCCUGCUGGAGACUGUUUCAGAAAGCAAUAUGAGGAUCAGCUUUCCUAAAUGACAAAUGAACAAAAAGUGUGUGCUGAGGGAGUGCCACACCUUGGCUGGACCUCUGAUUAACCAGAAAACCUUGCUGCAUACUCACCAAGGCAGCAGGCUUUCUCGAACGCUCUUGAAACAAACUUCUCUCCAUGUAAUCCCAUGAUCUUGUCCUCUCAUCAGUAUGAAUCUUGUCCUCUGAAUCAUCAUCUUCAUUCCUCUUUUAGAACCAAUCAUUUCCAUCCAGUGUGAUUAUUUUCACAAACGCAGUGAUUUUGGUCAGUAAGCAAAGAAUGCACGAGUUUGCAAUAAUAUUAGUCUCCAUACAUAGCCACGGUUUGACCUUUAUGAACAAUGUUUAGAGCAUCAAUCUUGUGUGAUUCAUUAAUUUAUGUAUUUUCAGUUUGUUCAUUUUAAAGUGUUUGAAUUUUAAUUGUUGUUUUCAUCAGUAAAACUUAUGUGUGGAUGAAUCUUUGAACUUUCACACAGUUUUUUAGAAUUAUAAUCCAUUAAAUCAUACCUUCCCUCCUGUAAGCCAUCUGCAACACAGUUAAAUCAUGGAUCACUGACAUCUC